AUGAUUGAAGAUAUAUGUAGUAACUCUAAAAUAUCCAUAUCAAAAAGUCUUGAUUUUAUUUUAACAAAUAGUCAACUAUCUGAAUCUAAUGCAAAUAGAAUGAAUUACUUUUUAAAUAAACAUGAUAAUUCAUCAUUAUUAAUUUUAAAUGAAUAUAUUAAAAAUUUAACAGAAAAGUUAAAAGGAAUACAAAUAUCUAAACAACAACUAUAUAUAUGUAAUAUAAUUAAUUUAUUAUGGAUGUAUAUACCACCGAUUAUAUUUAUACUUGGAAGUUUAGGUAAUAUUUUAUCAUUUGUUAUAUUAAGACAUUCAUCAACUGGUUCAGUGACAACAUUUGUUUAUUUAAUUGCACGUUCAAUUGUUGAUGAAAUGGUUUUAACUAUUGGAUUAUUACGUAGAUGGAUUGAUAAAAUAUUUGAUACAAAAUUUGAGAAUUCAUCAAAUUUUAUGUGUAAAAUGAUACAUUUUUGGGGAACAUCAUCAAGUUUAUUAUCUGUAUGGUUAACUGUAACUUUAACAGCAGAACGUGCAUUAGUUGUUAGUUUUCCAUUACAUGUUUCACGAUUAAUUAGUUAUACUCGUGUGAGAAAUAUUAUUAUAAUUUUGAGUAUAUUAUGUGCAAUACUAAGUUUACAUUUUUGUUUUACAGUAGGAAUUACUUCAAAUUGUUCUCAUAAACUUUCUAAAUCAUCAUCAUCAUUAUCUUCUUCUUCAUGGUUAACAACAAAUCGAACUAUACAAAUGAAUUUAACUAUCCCAUUUAUUAAUCAUAAUAAACAAAUGAAAUGUUUUGAACAAUGUUCAAUUUUACCAAAAUAUUCUUCGUUAAAUUGGUAUUGGUCUUCAUUCGAUGCAAUUUUAUAUUCAUAUUUACCAUUUUGUUUGAUAUUUACUUUUAAUAUAAUUAUAUUAAAAUCAGUAUAUUAUGCAAGUAAACAACGUAAACAAUUACAUAUACAUAAUUAUACAUUAAAGUCUUCAAAAAAUCAAUUAUUAUUACCAACUUCACCAUUAAUAAAAACAAAAUCAAUAAUUAUUCAAAAAAAUAAACAAAUCAAUAAUAAUAAUAAUGAUAGUAAUAUAAAACAAUUAACAAUUAUAUUAUUAAUUAUAUCAUUUUCAUUUUUAGUUACAACAUUUACAAUUGUAUUUAUAAAAAUUUUAGCACAAGUAUUAGAUUUAAGUGGUAAAAAUAAAUUCAAUAUAAGAAUAUAUUUACGUCUAAUCGAUACAAUAGCUGAGUUAUUUAUGUAUAUUAAUCACGCAAUGAAUUUUUAUUUAUUUUGUGCAACUGGUAAAACAUUUCGUAAACGUUUAUUAUUAUUAUUAUUUAAUCAAUGUAAAUAUAAUAAACUUAAUUCAAAUCAAAUAAAUUUAAAAAAUAAUUAUUCCUAUAUUAAUUGUUUAAAUAAUUAUUGUUUUUCGUGCUUAUUAAUUUAUUUUACUAAUUCUAUUCAUAAUAUUAAUAACAAUAAUAAAUCAUUUGAUAAAAUUGAAAAAAAUCAAAUAAAAACAACAAAUAAAAUUAAUUAUGAUGACGUUACAAUAACAUUUCAUCCAGAAAAAUUAAAUCUAUGUAAUAUAACACAAAUGAAUGAAAUAUCAAAUAUUGGAGAUAAAAAUACAACAAUGGAAUUAAUAUCAUAUAGAUUAUGUACAUCUAUAUUAAAUAAUUCAUGUAAUAUAUAUAUUAAUCAUAAUAAUGAAGAUAAUUAUGAUUCUGAUAUAUUUAUUAAUAAUACUACUACUAAUAAUAUUACAUGUCUUCCUAAAUCAAUAAACAAACUCUGUAAUGAUAGUAAUGAAAAAUUCACAUCAAUAAUAAAUCAUUUUUCUAAACUUGAAAGAAUUCCUAAUCAAUUAUAUUAUGCUAGAAAGAAACUGUGUCAUCAUCAUUAUUAUCAUCGUCAACAACAUCGACAACAACAACAAGAAUAUAUCGGUAGGAAUUUCAGCUUUGAUGAAAAUGAACAUAAUAUUGAAGAUAAUGGAAUUAAAUAUUCAAAACAACAAAUAUCUAGAGAAUCUUUACAAACUAUAUAA
Molecule: messenger RNA, 2046 nt
Organism: Schistosoma spindalis
Lineage: Eukaryota; Metazoa; Platyhelminthes; Trematoda; Strigeidida; Schistosomatidae
Source: the annotation of a GenBank genome assembly